Colletotrichum gloeosporioides is the source of this 1038-nucleotide messenger RNA. RefSeq lists its product as uncharacterized. NCBI's taxonomy places the organism in Eukaryota, Fungi, Ascomycota, Sordariomycetes, Glomerellales, Glomerellaceae. The transcript is spliced from 3 exons. The record is from RefSeq and is a predicted model, not a curated record. Bases 1 to 1038 code for a protein of 345 amino acids.
AUGGCCGAAGUCGUCUCCGCCACUCCAUCUCCCUUGGCCAAAUUGAGCUUCAAGCCUAUCAUCAAGGAUGAGCUGAAGCCAACAUCUUCUGGGAGGCCCACCGUCACUUUCAACCCAGACCAGCACCUUGCCUUCGUCGAAGAUCCUAAGAAGCUUACUCUCAAGGAUGUUUCUCUUCCGGAGGAUAUCGGCAUCUCCCCUGUUGCCUGUUCAGAGCCAUUCCCCCUGUUCACUGAGGAGGCCAUCCAAACGAUGAGGCAGGAGAUCUUCACGACGGAAGUGUGGGAGAACUGCUUGCACAGCACUUCCUUCGCUCCUUGUCAACUGCGAGGUCAUUGUCCAAAAUACGCACCAUUCAUGGACCAAGCUUGGAACAACCCGAAGACUCUUGAAGUUAUCUCCGAGGUCGCCGGAGUUGACCUGAUCCCGAACAUCCAGUACGAAAUCGGCAACAUCAACAUAUCCAUCCAGAAAGCUGCCAGUGACGAGGACAAAGCUGCUGCGAAGAACCGGGACAACACUUCGGUCACCAAAUGGCACUACGAUGCCUUCCCAUUCGUGUGCGUUGUGAUGAUGAGCGAUGCUACCAACAUGCUCGGAGGCGAGACCGCUCUCAAGACCGGUACAGGGGAGGUCCUCAAAGUCAGAGGGCCUCAGAUGGGCUACGCUGUCAUUCUUCAGGGGAGAUAUGUCGAACAUCAAGCCCUGGCAGCUACUGGAGGCGCCGAGCGCAUCACGAUGAUAACUUCAUUCCGACCACGUGACCCUUGCGUGAAGGAUGACUCUGUUCUCACCUCAAUCAGACCCAUCUCGGAGCUGUCUGAGCUCUACUACCAAUGGGCCAAGUACAGGACGGAAGUUGUCAGGGCGCGCUUAGAUGCCAUGUUGAAAAAGCUGGAUGAGGACCAUGAAGCUGGAAAGCAAACAGACGUUCGAAGCAUCAAACAAUUCUUGCUGCGGAACGAGGAGUACUUCGCAAUUACUAAUAAGGAGAUUGUGGAGACAAGAGAGCCUCAUCGAGCAUGGGAAGGAUAUUAA